UAGAUAUUGAUAUUAAUUAUUAAUGGAAGUUGAUCCCACCAAAGCAAGAGGAUAUGUUAUCUCAGAAGAUGACUUUCAAUUUACAGAAGCCCUUUGCAAAUUGUAUCAUUUAUGCAUAGGCUUCAACCAGGAUCCUCUUGAUGAAGAUGAUUUCAAGUUUACAUACGAAUAUGAUGAUGAUUUCACAACUUUUCCAACAAUUUGUCUUCUUGCAAUGGGGUGCAUUCACAUGAAAAUAUUUGAAACCCCUGGACUUCCUGCACUCAAGCCUCAACAACUUCUUCAUGGAGAGCAGAUCGUCGAAGUAUUUAAUCCCAUUGUUCCAGGCUCUACAAUCAAAUGUGUUGCCACUAUAGAAGAUGUAGCUGAUAAGGUCAAAGGGAUGUUAAUCAUUGUCAAAAUUGACAUUCUUGACCCUGAAAACCCAGAAAUGCAAUACUCAAGAUGAUACAUGAACUGAUAUGUUAAAGGAUAUGGAGGAUUUGGCGAUAAGGGUGUUCUAGAUCUUAGGGUGCCUUCUCCUCCAAUAAGGACUCCAGAUCAGACUCUAGAAAUUUCUACCAAUGAGAAAUUAGCUUCACUAUACAGAAUCUGAGGAGAUCUUAACCCCUUACAUAUGAUUCCAAGCGCAGCUAAAUCAGUUGGAUUUGAUAAGCCAAUCCUUCAUGGCCUUUGUACAUAUGGGAUACUUUCAAGGGCCGUAUACAAGACUUAUUGUCAAGAGGACCCAACUCUUAUCAAGAGUGUCAGUGCUAGAUUUUGAUCCCAUGUAUUUCCAGGGGAGACUAUCAAGAUUGAUCUUUACAAAGAAGCGAAUAGUGUAUUCUUCUCAGCCUCAACAAAAGAGAGAGGCCUAGUUGUUUGUACUGGUGUAGUAGAUCUUACCCCUCUUGCUAAGAUUUAG
This is a messenger RNA of Moneuplotes crassus, 904 nucleotides long. The record is from the annotation of a GenBank genome assembly. NCBI's taxonomy places the organism in Eukaryota, Ciliophora, Spirotrichea, Euplotida, Euplotidae.